AACUCUCAGUUUAUUAAAGCUUGGAGUUGGAGUUUUGGGGGUUCAAUCAAGUACAUUCAAAGAUGUUUCGGCUGAUAAUUUAAAAAAAAAAUUGAAAAUAAUUAUUUCACAAAACAUUUAUUAUAACAACUGGUAUGCAGUUGUAAAAAGGUUGUCAAAUAUUGAUGGACAGGUAACAAUAAAAGAUUGCUAUCUUUAUUAACUAAACUAAAGUAGGAUUGUCCGUUUUUUUCAUGAUCGUACCUGUUGUCCCGAAAAAGUCUUUUAGGACGCCUAAAUGUUCCGUUUUUUAAACCAAACACAUUUUCAAAUCACUAAAACUUCCUAAUUUAUAAUAUAACUUCAAAUUCAAGUAAUAUUUUGGCUAGCUGUGUAGGCAGUGCCAGUUGUGAUGUGAGCUCAUAUGAUGGCUGCGCUGUUCCCCCUCCACCAUAGUGUCCCUGCCAUAGAUCUUAUAUGUAAAUGUAUAGCGAAAGACAUAAAGACAUGAGACUUGAAGCUGGGGGGGGGGGAGGAUGUAACUUCGCAGAAACCAAUUUUGAUUCAGCUACCGUUACGUAUAAUGUGCUAGUCUUGUGUGUGAUCCCUGCCUGUCUGUUCAUGUCAUAGUGACAGGUGGGUUUUUUUGGGUGUUGAACUUUAUUCUUUAAUUUUAUAUUAUCUUCUCAUAUAGACAAUAAUUAUGCCCAAGCGUAAGUUUAUGGAGGAGUAUUCCAAAGAGUGGAACUAUAUUAAAAAGGGAUGCUAUGUAGCCCAGUGCACAGUUUUCAAUAAUGUUUUUAGUAUUGGUCAUGGUGGAUGUUCAGACAUAAAACACCACAUCACAUCAAUGAAACAUAUGACAUAGGAAAAGACUGAGUGCCCCAAGUAGAUUUCUAGCUUAGAUUUCAUUGUUAAAACGAGCAUAUUUCAAUAAACCCCUCUUUAGCUGGAGGGUAUUCCCCCCAACCACCACCACCAAAACCGUCCAUGAAAGGUCCUGUUUUUUCCAUUUCAUGAUUUAGUCACCCUAAACUGAAGCCUAAAGAUUCUCCAUCACUUAUCACUGCUUUACUUUAUCAAAAAAGUAUAAUACAAAUAAAUAAUUUAAUACUUUAAAACAUAAAAGUCACAAUAAUUCUAAAAAGAUCUACUACUACAACACACUAUGACUAUCCGACAAUAUUUCAAAGACUAAUUAAAUCUUAUUGGAGAAUACUACUUUUUUAAAAAAGUUUAUCUAUGUAUAGAAAGCUCCUUAAAAAUUAAAAAAUAGAAGAUAAUCAUAAAAUUAGGUCAUAAAAUUUAAUAUUUUUUCUUUUCAUGUUUAUGAGUUUCUUUAAUUAGUUGUAUAAUUCUGAAAUAAUUUAAAUGUGUCAAAACUAUUGUAUUUUGUAGUUUUCUUUUUAAAAAUAAUUUUUUGGGGAAUUUGGAAAUUAAUUUUUUUACAAGACCUACUGUUUCUCUGACUAUGCCUUUGAAUGACCAAUGCUGGCAAUAGAUAAUUUUUAUUUGUUACUAGCCAAUAAACCUGGUAUUGCAUUAGGACCCCAAUCCCGGUGCAGUCCCGGUUCCCGGUGUGAUCCCGAUGGGAUCACGUAACAGAUGGGUUCCAGUUUACUGUUGGAUCUCUUGCCCCCUUUGGAUCCUGUUCCUCUAUGGGAUCAUGCUCCGUGCGAUUUUACUUGAAUAAGCUUUUAGAUACCAUUAUAUACCAUUAUAUAUCCCAUUAGAACAAUAUAGAACCUUCCAGAUUAAAUUUAAUAUGAUCCAUGAAACUUGUAAAAAAUUACUUUUCUACGUAAUUAUUUCUUGACUGUGAAAUAUUAUACAACUAAAUUGUACUACUAUAACUAUAGUACAUUUAAAUUGAAAUAGGGGUCCCGGUGGGGCCCAUUAAUAAAGUACUGUUUUAGUUAUGUCUGAGCCCUAUAAAAAUCAUUCAGAUAAAUUAUACAGUUAAAAUUUUUAAUUUGUCCCAUUAAAGUCGGUUUAAAAAUGCCAUAGAUAUAGCUUUUCAAAAUUAUGGAACUUUCUGGAAAAUUCUAGAUUGGAUAUUCUUAGUUUUAAAUCCAACGCUAUUUUAAUACGGACAAUAAAGUGUAUUGCCACUUUGAUAUGCCUAUCCAUCAAUUCCCAUAGAACCUAUUGAUAUUUAUAAAGCUUAUAUAAGGCCCCAGAGGGAUGGAUAUUAUGAGUUCAGUACCCAUUGGUAUUUGAAUAUGGAUAAUCAAGUUUAUGUAUACUAAGUUUAGUCAAGAUCCAUGCAUUCAUGUAGGAUUAUUUUUUAAUAAUUUUAUCUAUAUAGCUUAUAUAGGAUAAAAAAACAAAGAGUUUGGGCCUCCGGCCCCAAACGGAAUGUUAUAAAAAGUUCAUAACCCAUUAAGAGUUCCUUCCAGAUAAUGAUGGAUAUAUGUGCCAAGUUUGGUCAAGAUCCAUCUAUCCAUGUAAAAGCCUUUGUGGAAAUAACCCACAAAUUUUCACUUUUAUAUAUAUGUAUGAUAUGAUAUGUUAUGAUAUUUUAUCUCUCCAUAACUGGAAAAAAUGUAGCUGUGAUGAUCUUAGCAAUAGAAAGUGGCAAAGGUAUAAAUUUGGCUUCUGAAAAUACAAUUAAUUUUCAGGGUUCAUCUGCAUACCAGACCGAUUUUCAAUGGCAUUCAUCUUUCAGAAGCAAAAGUUUCAAACCCCUUCCAGAACAAAUGAUGUAUCCUGCUGGACUGGCAUCUGUAUAUUUAAGUGCGUUGAGGUCUUAUUCUGAAACAGUUUUUAUGCAAUGCAUGGUGCAUGCUUUAGACAUUUUGUAUAGGUGUCUGCUCUUUUGCGUAAUUAAAACAAAAGGAAGGCAAUUGCCAGAAGCAUUCAAUAAGAAUUUUUUUUAACUUUCCAAAAUUGUAGUUCCAAAUAGUUACAAAAUUGUCUAACCAAGAAGCAUUGGAACUCUGAGUAGACUAAAUGAAAUUGUAAAAUGUUUUGCCUUCAACUGCUGCCCUACUCUAUUCCCUCUCCCCUGAGUGAGUCAUUCAAUUAGUGACUGGCGUCAUUGUUGCUUAUUUAAAAACCAAAUAUGCACUGAUAUCGAAAUAACAGUUUUAGAUGUGCUUCUCUUUCUCUUGACCGAACUUUUAAUCUAAUAGUCAAGGUUUCAUAUUGGCUCGCAACAAGGGUUUUAGAAAAUUAUAAUAAUACAUGGAGAUGAAAAUUGCGAUACAAUAAUAUGCUGGAUAUAUUUAAAUUUGUAUCCCUAAUCUAAGUACAUUAAUUUUUACACACCUUGUUCGCCCCGCAUUUGUAUAUUUAAAAGUUAAUGUGAGUACCUAAUAAUCGAAAUAGUUUUUGAAGGAAUAAAAAUGUGGCAAUAUCUGAAAAAUGUGUUAAAAGUCACUCAUCCUCCUUUAUACCAAAUAAAUGUCACUCCACCUCCUUCAUAUCAAGUUAAAGUAACACUACCUCCUUCAUACAAAAUAUAUUUAACCACAAAAAAAACCUUUGAUUAUUGAUAUUUUUUUAAUUUAAAAAAAUAGUUAUUUUAUGUGAAAAGAAAUGGUUGCUACUAUUCCUUUUUUAUAUACCGGUAAAUGAUUUAGAACAUUUCUUGAGUUUCUGUGGACAAGAAAUUUCGAAGACAUUAUAAAUCCAAGAGAGUAUAUAAAUGUAAACAUAUUUCAAAUAUUACAGAGUACAUCUGAAUCUUAGAUGAAUUUAUUUUUAACUUGACAAGCAAGAACAGCCAAUAUGGAACCUGCUUCAGGUAUAAAGUAGUGCAGAAUUUUUUUUUUUACUGCUUAUUUUGCACGUUUUCUAUGUUAUGUGUGUUAAAUUUCAUGUUUCAUGAUAACAGUGUAUACAAUUCUGUCUGAAGCUAAUUUGCACCAUUUGUAUAGGGGGAUUAGAUUUUUUCAAAAUGGGGUAAAAUAUUUAUUUGAACACCUUAAAAAAUUAUUUUAUAUAGUUCUACAAGAAUAAAUAUUUAUAUUCUAUUAUUUUAAACAGGUUUUUAUUAAAAAUCCAUUAAGGUGCUAAAAAUAUAACAAUAAUUAAAACCUAUUACUUUUAGUAUACCUAUAUUUUAAAAUAUAUUUGAUUUCAAAUAAAUAAUAAUUAGAAUUUAAAAGGCACACGAACUUUUGACAUUGCUCUACCAAUUUAAACCCCAUCUAUUGACAUGUCUGGUUAGUACAUCUACCCCAUUUCAGUUAAUUUUUUUUAAUUUGAUUAUUUUUACAGAAGUUUUUGUUUUCUUUUCUUCUUUUAUGCUUCUCCUUUUCCCCAAUUCUUUCUGUGCUGAGCAUAAAGAUUAAUAUCAUUCAGUGGCUUACCAUUAAUGUCUAGUAUUAUUUAUUAGAAUGCAACGCUACUUCAUAUUUGGAAUGGUUAGUUACUAUCUUAAAGUUAAAUUUAAAAUUUAACAAGAUGAAUGCAUUUUCUCUUAUAAAAUAAUUUAAUUACAUUUAAGGAACAGAAACAUUUAAAUGCUAAAAAUUCUAUUUCAUGUUAUUGCAUACUGUUAUAUGUUAUUUUAAAAUUUUAUUUAAAAUAAAUAACUGUUAAAAAUUAUUAUUUAAAAUUUGAACAUAAAUUAAUUUUAUUCUUUAAAGUAAGAAGUGCAAUUUUUAUUUUAAUUGAGAAAAUGUAUGAUCCUUAAUUAAUUACACGUCUCUUUUAUUUCACAAUAAAUUGACAAUAACUUCAGAGUGAUUCUCAUUUCUCACAAUAGAUACUGUUGAAGAACCCACAUUGCAGCAUAAAAAACAUAUUGAGGGACGGCCGGCAGCUUUAUCAGCUGAAAAUGUUUUUGGUAUUCUCAGCCAAGUUAAUGCAUCGUCAGGUGUGUUAAAUCUCUUAAUGCUUUAAAUUUAUCUAUAUUACUAGACCUUAAGAAAUCUAAAGAUGUAUUAUUUUGAAAUUCAUCUGUUAUGUUUAAUGUGAGUCUGUUUUGAAUAUACCCAUUUUAAAUUUCAGUUGCAAUAUUCAUUUAAAAUUAUUUGGCUUUUAGGUUUGUCUCAAUUAUUUUAGAGUUUUUUUUUAACUUUAAAAGCAUGAUUUAUGAUCUUAACAAAAAAAAUGUUAUUGUUUUUAAAUAAUUUAAACAACACAGAGGACUGAUUUGGUGGAAUAAAAUAUAUCUGCCAUUUUAUGCAGGCCAAUUGAGGCCUGAAUAAUCCAGCUAUUAAAUGAAGCAAUGCAAAGGAGUUUAUAUUUUUUCAUACUUAAAAGUUGAUAGCAUUUUGACCUUUGAGUAUUACCAUGUCACAAUUUGGGUGACACUUUAAAAAAAACAAAUGAUCUGAGAAAUACUUUUUACUUUAAAUUUGCACUUUAGAGUAUAUGUUCAUUUUGUAAUGCCAUUAAAUCAUCCGAUCAUGGAUUUUUAAAAUGUGCAAGCUCUUUAAAUGCAUGUAAAUUUACUGCAAUUGGAGCAAACCUGAUUGAUAUUAGUAUCUGUGAUUCUUAUCUCCUCUUUCAGGUGCAGUAAAUGAGCCUGCCCUGCAACACAAGAAACGAGUUGAGGGAGCUCAAAUCUCACUGUCAAAGGAUUUUUUUUCAGCUCCUCCGCAAGGCCCUGAAUUUACUCUGCUAGGUGCAUAUUUUGAUUUUUUUUUUCUCAAGUAUUUGUGAUAAUUUUUCAUUUACAAAAAAAGCUAUCUGAUUAGGAUUUUGUAAAAUAAAUUAUUCUAUAUGGUAAGGUAAAAGUCAAUACUUCCACAAUACUCUGAUAUCUAAAGAUAUAGUUUUUUGGAUAUUGUGUUUGUGUAUUUUUUUGUAAUUUUUUAAGUUCUGCAAGUGUCGACAAACUUUUUUUAGCCAUUAUCACAAAAUUUAUUUGUUUAAGCCGAUGAUACCCGCCCAUUUGAAAGGAAAACAUUUAUAGACUAUUUAAAUUCAACAUGGUUUAUUGAAUUAUUUUAUACAGAGACUACAAUAAUAAAUAAACAAGGAUAUAAUUUCUGUACUUAAUACAAAUUCUCAUUGUGAUACUUAAGGGUUUUUUGGAGCAAAAAAAUUCACUUCAAAUUUUGUAUAAAUGAUUUUUCCUUUGAUAAAAAGACAUAGAUGUGGAUUUUGAUAUCAAAGAGUUUAAGAUACUGUAUGUUUGGGUUAAAUAUUUUAUUUCUAUGCUUUUUUUUUAAAUUUCUGAUUGAAAAUUCAAGUCCUUUUUCAAAAGCUAUGUUGUUGCAAAAUUCUUCAAAUUUUUAGUCUCCUGGUUAAAAAUUUUGAAAGCCUUUACAUAUCUUGAUGUUUUGGGCAUAAGCAGUAGCAUCACUAAAGGGUGCGGAAAUGCAGACUAAUCUGUGACACCCUCACAGGGGUAUGACACCUGACUAGUGAAUUUGACAGAGCUUAAUCAAGUUGGUUUCAUAACACAUCAAUUUUAAAUAAAAGAGCAGGGUGCCACAUUUUAAAUACAAGAGCAGGGUGCCAUAAGAAAAGGGUGCCACCCAAGUAAGAUACCACCAGAGCAAGGUGUUAUCAGAGCAAACAGGCUGGAAAGAGGUCCAUGGGGGAUGUGUGGGUCGGGUGACACAAUGAGUUAACCCCACUAGGUGACUCCAACUCUAAUGACACCCUAUAGCAUAAGAUAAACUUAGCGACUGGGCAAAAAUGAGAUACACAAGAGGAGACGUGAGCAUAUGUUAACUGCCAAGCCACCAGUAACCACAGCAUAUUUGGUAUGUUUCUCUGUAACACAGGCUAGAUGCAGGGACAUGGGGCUUUUAAUAUCAUUCUAUCUAUGCGCACCGGUAUUAACUUUAAGCCCACAUUGCCGCCAAGAUUCUCAUUGCCGCCAAGAUUCUCAUUGCUAUCCCAUUUGGGGUAAUAACCCCAGUUUGCUGACCCCUGAUCUAAAUUAACUUCAUACGUUGCUGAAAGGGAUUAUUUUAAUGUGGUUAGGGAUUUUUAAUUUCUGUUAAAAUGUCGUCUAAUAUUUUGACACUCAUGACUUUUCAAGCAUCAGUGGGUUUUUUUUUUACUACUUCUGUUUUAAACACUCAACAAUGCAGGCAGUUUUAGAGUUGAAUCAUUUCUAAGACCUAUAAAGAAACAUUUUUUAAAAAUUAAGAAUAACACACUUAAUUUAAAGUCACUUAAACAUGUAGGUUCAAAGACCUACAUUUUUUUUUUUUUGGUUGUAUUUACAAAUUUAUGUGAUAUAUUCAAGUAAUUUCACCUUCUUUUUACAAUUAAAUUUUAUUAAUGGUAUCUUAUCUCUGACAAGGCCAGCAAGAUAAAUUUGCACCCAAUGUCUGCUACCAACCUAAGCAAUCCUACUCGGAAGAGAAAAUCUACAAGAAUCGAGAAAACCUGGACAAUGAUGCUCCUCCUAAAAAACAGCUUAAAAUGCAGAAAAGAAUUGUAGGCUUACAUUUUAUUUUGUAUAAUCAUUCUUUUAUAAAAGUGGACAUGGUAAUAAAAUGUUAAUGCUGUGUAGCUGAGGGCAAUUGUUUUUUUCACUGCCUUAACUUACCCCUAAUGUGGUUGGCUCUCAAGCAGUAUAGAUUGUAUUGCAAAAAAUCAGAUUUUAAAAAAAAAUCAGUUUAAAGUAUGUAGUUCCUCUCUUGUUUAUAUUACUACUAUUCAUAUUUUUAUAUUUUACAUUUAGAUUCUAAGCUGUUUCCAACAAUGAGAUUUAGAAAAAUGUAACAUUUUAACCCUGCUAAGUAAGCCUUAGAAGUUUAUUUAUUGUUAUAUGGCCUUAAUUGAUUUUUAUCAUUGAUCUCUAAAUGUAUUUUGGAAUGAUGUCAAUAUAAUGCGCAGUGAUCAAAGCAGUUUGACUAAAAGAAAUAAUGAUUCACAGAAACCACUCAUUAAAGAGCGUCAUCCACCCAACAGCAGAUCACCACCUGGCAGGGGUUACCAGCAGCAUGACCCUGACUCACCUCCCCCUGCGCCCAGGGGUCACAGGGAUAACCUGGAAAUCAAGGUAUUUUGUUGAGCUACUGGGUCACACUGAAUAUAAGUGCAGUUACACCAGAGUUGGAAAUAUGAACCAGUGUUCCAAGACUUUGAUAUUUUGGUUUUAGAACUAGUAUUUGUACCCAACUUCCUCUAACAAUAUGUUACAAAAAGCAUUAUGUAUCAACAAUAGGCCAGCAUUAUGUAUCAACCAUAGUCAAGCAUUAAAGAAAGAAAAAUACUAACUACAGAAUCAGAUCAAGAAAUAAAAAUUUGGAAAAAUAAAUAAAUGAUUGUUUGGGUUGUAUAACAUUUAGAUCCAUUGUAAGAUUUUAAAUAUACUUGACAAAAUGCUGAAAGAGGCGAUUCUCCCCAGAUUUAUCUUUAAAAAUUUAAAUCCCCGCUGUUUAAAAUGUGUAUUCCUUCAUGAUGGAGAGAUUAAAGAAAAUAUGAGCAAGGAUUGUUGUGUAUUUUUUUAGAUGUAUGGAGCAUGUUGUUUGUGUGAUUAAUCACCUCAAUAUUUUUUUCAUUUCAGGAGGCCAUGAAAGACAAAGAUCUGAAAGAUGUUCUUGGAGGGCAGCGAGCAUCAAGCAAUAAACCAGCAUCAUCUCAGACAGAAAGUUCUGGAGAAAAACAAGCUGCCAGCCACCAGGGACCAGUCGGUCACGGGGCCAGGCGUGAUGAACUCAAGCAGGCAAAGAGAGCAACUGUUCCGCUGGAUGCUGAAGCCAAAGCUCCAGAAAAAGCAGCUGACCCAACAAGAGCGACUCACAAACCCCAGGGUGAACCAAAGAGGCCUCUGACCAAUAUGAAUGCUUCUGUACAAACAAAUGUGAAGAAGGGUGUGACCAUAGCUUCUCAUGAAGCCCCGGUAAUUGUGGCUUUUUAUGAAUUUGUUACUUGGGUUAAAAAAAGACAUCAUCACAUAUCUCCAUACAUAGUGUAUUUUUUGGAAGAGAUUUAAAUGGAGCCUGAUUUUAGGUUAAAAUUAGACCUGCUCCAUUUAGGAGAAACUAUAAAUUAUCUUGAUUCCUUAGAAAAGUUUUGAACCACUAUAAUAAAAUUAUUUCUCACCAGCUGUGGUUCCAAACCCUUUGGGCCUUGUGAAGCCAUAAGGGCUCUGCGUAGCUGUGGUUCCAAACCUGGGGCCUUGUGAAGCCAUAAGGGCUCUGCGUAGCUGUGGUUCCAAACCUGGGGCCUUGUGAAGCCAUAAGGGCUCUGCGUGCAAUUCUGAGUGUUUCACAGCAGCUUCAGGAAAUUUCUUAACACCAUUAACUUUUAAGACAAUAAGACAUUUAACCCCCCCCCCCCCCCCCCAGAAAUUGGCUCUAAGAAAAGGUUACGGGUGUCAAAAAGCUUGGGCAUUCUGCUCUCAAGUAUAUUAAUGUAUUAGAAACUUCAGAACUUAAUACAAACUUAACUGUUGGAUCUGAGAGUUGUGUUUACAGUAUUCUGUGUUGUGCCUGAAUCAACUUUGUCAUCUUUGUUGUAAAGAUCAUAUCAGACCUGUUUACUCUUACGAUUUUGGCUUACAAUGUAUUAUUUUGAGGUGUAUACAUUAUAAAUACUGCACGUUUUUUUUCCUAUAAAGAGAAUGUAUUGAAUGAUUCUGGGAUGAUAUUGUACGAUUUAAGAGUUUGAGGGUAAACAGGUCUGUCAUAUAAAUCUGUAUAUCAUUUGAAUUUGUUCAAUGUAUUGAUGAAUGUAAAAAUAAGUAUCACUAGUUUUUGAUGCUGCAUUGGUAAACUGUUUAACGCUGAUUUGACAUGGUCCCAUGUUUUAAACUCGCACCCAUUGGACUUAGUCCCAUAUUUUGAACUCCUUUUCCCAAUUUGACUAGGUCCCAGUGUGUAGACUGUUUGACCCUAAAUUUGAUUUGGUCCUAGAUGGUAAAUUGUUUGAAUCCUAUUUGACUUUGUUCCAUAGGGUAAAUAGCUUGAAUUUAAUUUGAUUUGGUCCUAGAUGGUAAUCUGUUUGACUCUAAUGUUACAGGCUGACUAUGCCUUGAAGUACAAAGCUGGUGUUGCACCUCCAAGGCCACUCCAAAGGGUCUCAGAAUACCAAAAACAAUUUCAGUGGAAAAAUGGUCUGAAGACAUCCCCUCUCCUAGCUGCUGAGCAGGUGAUUUUUUCAUUGUUAAAUGACAGAUUAAUGAGUGCUAAAAUGUCAUUACUGGAAAGUAUUAUAAAACAAAUGUACAACCAUGCUUUUAACUGCAGUUUCUACAUUAAAUUAUUGGUAAGAAAUAUGAAACAACAAACUUCUAUUUAGCUUUAUAUUUUGACAUGAUUUGGCAAUAUAGUUUUAUAAGAAUAAAGUCUUUAGGUGUAUAAUUGUAUAUGCUCUAACAGUAUAGAUGCAUAUGAUUUAGCUAUACAGAUGUAUAUGCUUUAGCUUUAUAGUUUUAUAUAAUUUAACACAUUUUUGGCACAACCCCAUUUUAUAGAAGCUAAGUGACCCCUGACUCCAUUUUAUAUAAGUAUAAGGUAAGUGACCCAUGUCGCCCAUGACACCAUUUUAUAUAAGCUAAGUGACCCCUGACCCCCAUAUUAUAUAAGCACAAGCUAAGUGACCAUGACCCCCAUUUUAUAGAAGCUAAGUGCUAAGCUGAUUUUUCAGUAUAAUGUAAUUAAUAUAAUUUUAAAUUGAAACAUAUUUCAUUGGAUGGAUGAAAUGAUAACUUGUUAAUAAGCUUCACAAUUUGCUGUCAAAGCCAGCCUCAUGUCAUUGUUUAACACUUGUUGUCUUUCUUCUUUCUUGGUUUUUGUCUUACAACUAAAGCAGAGACAUGUUCAAAACUAAAGGAAGUAUUAUGAUAGUACUCAAACCUUAAAAUAAUGAUUACAAAUGAAAAUUGUUUUGAAUUCAAAAUCAUCUUAAGCUCAUUGAUUCCCUGUGUGACCAAAACAUAAAAUUCAUUGCAGCCCUUUUUGCUGUCCCAAAUCAUGGUUUGGGAGCCCUUGUGUUAAAGUGAGCCCAGCCCUAUGCCGGGGUACCGCGCUAUAUAAGACCACUUAUUAUUAUUAUUAUUAUUAUUAUUAAACCCUUUUUUUUUUCAAGUAUGUGUUAUAGAGCACUUUCUUAUGUUAGUAUCAUCAUCUAUUGCUCAAAGAUUGUUUACAACAGUCAAGGCAACCUAGGCCCAUACAAGUCAGAUGGUGUGCCAAAAGUGUCUGAGUAUACCCGUCAGUUUCACCCCUGGCAGCCCAUUGGUUACCAUAGUGACAUUAACCUGAAUGCCAACAACAGCAGCAAUGUGCAGAGAGGUGACAGGAAAGCCCAGAAAAAAACCGUG
Lymnaea stagnalis (great pond snail) is the source of this 11167-nucleotide messenger RNA. The record is from the annotation of a GenBank genome assembly. NCBI's taxonomy places the organism in Eukaryota, Metazoa, Mollusca, Gastropoda, Lymnaeidae.